Messenger RNA from Musa acuminata AAA Group (dessert banana), 1015 nucleotides. Its product is annotated as BI1-like protein. Lineage: Eukaryota; Viridiplantae; Streptophyta; Magnoliopsida; Zingiberales; Musaceae. The transcript is spliced from 4 exons. Bases 63 to 803 code for a protein of 246 amino acids. The record is from RefSeq and is a predicted model, not a curated record.
CCGCCCCGUUCAUUAUUCCUUGUUGGACCAUCGGAGACGAGGACAGGAGAGCAUCGAAGAGAAUGUUCGGAUACGAUCGGGUGGAGAAGGGCGUCGCCCCCGGCCUCGACAUCGAGGCCGGGACGCUCUACCCGGGGCUCUCGCUCGGCGAGAACGACCUCCGGUGGGGGUUCAUCCGCAAGGUCUACGGCAUCCUCGCCGUCCAGGUGCUGCUCACCACCGCCGUCUCCGCCGCAACAGUCUUCUACCGUCCCGUAAACGCGGCCCUCGCCUCCAGCCCUGGCCUCGCACUGGUCCUCGCCCUCCUUCCCCUCUUCUUGUUGUUCCCAUUGUACCGUUAUCAACAAAAGCAUCCACUAAACUUUUUGUUCCUUGGACUGUUCACUGUGUGCCUAAGCUUAAGUGUUGGUGUGGCCUGUGCAAAUACCCAAGGAAGGAUUGUUUUGGAAGCAUUGAUUUUAACUUCUGCUGUUGUGUUGUCGUUGACUGGAUAUACUUUCUGGGCUUCAAGAAAGGGCAAGGACUUUAGUUACCUUGGACCAAUUCUAUUUGCCGCUCUCACUGUGCUUCUCUUGACAACUUUCAUCCAGAUAUUCUUCCCCCUUGGACCAACAUCGGUUGCAAUAUUUGGCGGGCUUGGGGCUCUUGUUUUCUCUGCUUUCAUCGUGUAUGAUACAGACCAAUUGAUCAAGCGCUACACUUACGACGAGUACAUCUGGGCAUCAGUUGUCCUGUACCUUGACAUACUCAACCUGUUCCUUUCUAUCAUGAACAUGCUUAGGGGCAUGCAAUCAGAUGGUUAGGAUGAAGGCAAAUGGUUUUGCUACUUAUGUGUGUGAUUAAAAGUAUCUAUCAUAUCGGUGGGGAAAUCAUACUGUAUAUGUUUAAUACUACUGUAAUAUCAUUAAAUGUAUGAAACUCAUGCAAUCAUGCCUGGUUAGUGAUUGUUCUACUGGUGUAUUACUACAGUGUGUACUUGAUGAAAGGAUUAAGCAAUUUGUCAUCUUGUGCUUUA